UAGGUACCAACGUUACCAACGGGCGCAAGGACAGAGAGUACGUACAACACCCUAGCAAAGCAGUGGCCCAUCAUUCGUCAUUUUCCCACUUUCCAUACAAAUCCAGCCACCUCAGCAGCUUCUACUGCACAUUCCUCUUCACCAAUACGACUUCGUCAACCCCCGAGCCAUUCUGCAACACCUAUAUCUGCCUUAGAAUAGCACGCGACCACAGUCUACCUCAAAAUAAUUCUUUGAUAUCUUUUGCGGCACCUCAAUCAUUUCCACGAGUUAUUAGAAAUACUCCAUUACACCCGAGAAAAAUAUGGCUCCUCCGCCUUCUGCGAGUCUGCCAUUGAGCGAGAGGGUUCUGGCACUCGCCAAAACCUUGCAAUUCGCCUGGUUCAGCGGACACCUCGUCCUCCUCCUAUGUAUCUUCCGAUACUCCCUUUCCUUCAUCGCCUUUAGUUAUACCACCCGCUGGGCUCGCUUCACUUAUCGCACGGCUUUCGUCUCCGCAGCCCUUACAUAUGGAAUCGUUGUUUACAAGACAUGGCGAGCUCGACAGAAGGUCGGCGCGAAGUAUCCAGGUGGAGCUUUGGGAGUUCUAGCCGAUGAGAACGUUCAGUAUCUCGCUAUGUCAUUGGUCUGGCUUCUCGCCCCCCAAUAUUCGCUUGCUAUGAUCCCGUACGGCAUCUACUCCGUCUUCCACGUUGCGACUUACACUCGUAACAACGUGAUUCCCACCAUCCAGCCCAGCAAGACCCCAGCUGGCGCGUCUCCUGGUGCUAAGCAGAGUGCCAACCCCAUUGCCGAGGCUAUCGGCAACUUUGUCAAGCAGUAUUAUGAUGCCUCCAUGUCCAUCGUGUCCGCUCUGGAGAUUCUGCUAUGGUUCCGAUUGUUCCUUUCUGCAAUCCUCUUUCAGAGCCGCUCUUGGAUCCUAAUUAGCGUAUAUACCGCCUUUCUCCGAACUCGUUUCGCCCAGAGCACCCACGUGCAAGACUCUUUCAGAAUAUUGGAAUCUCGCGUCGACUCACUAGUUGGUGCUCAAGGAACUCCACCAGCAGCCCGAACUGUUUGGGAUGCUGUCAAGAAUGCCACGCGUCAGUUCCAUGACAUCACGGACCUUAGCAAGUACACGGGUGGAUCCGCUGUACCUAAGAAGACCUCCUAGACUGCAUGCGGUAAUUCCUACCACGAGCAAGAUUGAUCAUAGUUGGGUGCCUACGGUGAGAUGGCGUAAAGACAUGUUUACAUGUCAGACUAUGAAGGGGAUGGGCGGUUUUCUAAGACAAUAAACGAGGACUCUGAAGCAGAAUCUGGGGUGGAGAAGAAAUCAGGUUGCAGUUCACAAGGGAGGAUAGACGACGCAGUCAAGUUAAGGUCAGUCGAGGCAGAUGAUGAGAGGUAGAAGGAUGCUCUACGCAGUAAAUGGUUUGAGAGGUCCUAUUUCUUGAGCUGAAGGAUGGCAGGAUGGGUGGAAAUUGGUGGCUUGUAUUACAUCAGAACGGUUAAUGGGACCUUUGACAUACUAGUUUCUUCUAAAGUUGCUACUCUGAGAUAAAUUGAUCCAGGGAACCUCAAGUAUUUGCAAACUAAUUAUCUCAUACCUAGGCUGGGUGGUGAGUAUAUCUAAUUCAUGGUAAUGUCACUGGUAUUCCUCUACUGCGUACCUAUGUACAUGUAUGUAGUAAGAAAGGCAUAUAUGUAGUUAAGGUACCUAGUACGGACUUCACUACGGUAUCGCCAUAUAACCUUUAUACUUGAA
Molecule: messenger RNA, 1747 nt
Organism: Hypoxylon fragiforme
Lineage: Eukaryota; Fungi; Ascomycota; Sordariomycetes; Xylariales; Hypoxylaceae
Exons: 4
Coding region: 305-1153 (282 amino acids)
Biological process (GO): endoplasmic reticulum tubular network organization; membrane organization
Cellular component (GO): endoplasmic reticulum; membrane
Source: RefSeq, a predicted model, not a curated record